CGUCAGGUUUAUAUCCUGGCAUGCCGGGUAUAUCGUAAUUCUUUAGAUGUGGGGUAUUCUAUUAUACAGUAUAUAUCAUGAUGGUACACUAUUUAUCCACGUCCAUGGGAUCGCCAGCUGCAACCGGUGCUGCGACAGGAGCAGGAGCAGGAGCUGCGCCAUUCGUACUUGGGACAUUUGGUUUGUCAUUUUCUUUCUCUUUCCCCUUCUCCUUCUCUUUUUCCGCCUCCUGGACACCAUCAUUCUUAGCAUUGCUGUCACUGGGUGCAGUCUUGGGCUUUUCUCGUGGCUUUGUGGGAUCCAGGAAGCGCUCCGGAACACCACGCGCAGCAACACCAAGUGGGCCUACGUAGCACCCCAGCAUGGAGCUCCAGACAUGCUUCUGAGCCACAGCACGUCGGAUCUCGCGGUAAGCAUAGGAAUUUGCAUAAGGUAAUCCGGUUUCGGGGUCUUUAUAUCGAGCUGGUAGUGAGGUGAUGACGCAGAGGUGGGACGAUAUUUCUGUUUAGAUAGAAUUAUGGUUAGCUUAUUUAUUUCAUGAGGUGGGAUGGGGUAGGAAGCCGUACUUGUCAGUCUAGGUGGUUUCUUU
Molecule: messenger RNA, 589 nt
Organism: Paecilomyces variotii
Lineage: Eukaryota; Fungi; Ascomycota; Eurotiomycetes; Eurotiales; Thermoascaceae
Exons: 1
Coding region: 47-436 (129 amino acids)
Source: RefSeq, a predicted model, not a curated record